AUGGACCGUGAAAAAUGGGCGCAAGGAAGAAAAGAGAUACGGAGUUAUCUUCACCUGCAUGGCUUCAAGAGCCGUACACUUGAAGUCGCGCACUCCCUUGAGAACGACUCCUUCAUCAACGCCCUUCGCCGCUUCAUCUGCAGAAGAGGCCCUGUGCGUCAACUCCGAAGUGACCAAGGCACCAAUUUUAUUGGCGCAAGGCGGGAACUGAAAGAAGCCCUCGCAGAGAUGGACCACAGAAGGGUCGCCACUGAAGUACUGAAGAUGAACUGUGACUGGGUUGAAACAAAGCUCAACGUUCCCUCAGCCAGUCACAUGGGUGGACUCUGGGAACGACAAAUAAGAAGCAUUCGAAAUGUACUUGCAUACCUAUUACAAAGAAACGGGGCGCAACUUAACGACGAAGCUCUCGUAACUUUCAUGUGUGAAGCGGAAUCUAUGGUCAAUUGCCGCCCCCUCACAACAGACAACCUUGCGUCACCUGAAUCUUUGGAACCACUGACGCCGAACCAUAUUUUGACGAUGAAAACAAAGGUCGUCCUUCCCCCUCCAGGCGCCUUUCAAACGGCUGACAAAUACUCUAAGAAAAUGUGGCGAACAGUACAGCACCUGUCCAACGAAUUCUGGACGCGCUGGCGAAAGGAGUUCCUCCAAUCACUGCAACAAAGAACCAAGUGGUCGCGCCCCAAAAGAAUCUCAGGCCAGGUGACAUUGUCAUCGUUAAGGAUGCCGACACACCAAGAAACACUUGGAGACUCGCUCGUAUAACCGAAGUUCACGUAGGCGAUGACAAACUUGUACGGACCGUGAAACUCCUUGUCGGAGAUAGAAACUUGCGAAAGGAUGGGAUGAGAACGAGACCACUAACCACGCUAGAAAGACCAAUCCACAAGCUUGUCCUCCUUCUACCUGGUGACGAGACGGGAGACCGGGAAGCCCCAUCGGAGAGCCAUGAAUGAGCCAGCCUACGAUACUGAGGAGUGCGAUACUCACAGUGCCACGACGAGAAACCAAC
Exaiptasia diaphana is the source of this 1015-nucleotide messenger RNA. RefSeq lists its product as uncharacterized. Gene Ontology annotation, molecular function: nucleic acid binding. Lineage: Eukaryota; Metazoa; Cnidaria; Anthozoa; Actiniaria; Aiptasiidae. The record is from RefSeq and is a predicted model, not a curated record. The transcript has a single exon. The coding region runs from base 1 to 768 and encodes 255 amino acids.